UUCCCCUUUGAAGACAACAUGUUCCAGUCGCUCUUCUAUCCCAUCCAGACGAAAUUCCUGAGCACAGUCAACACUCUGUGUGGUCGGAUUCCACAAGUUUUCCUCAAGCAAAUAGAAAAGACAAUGAGGAAAGUAUUUGAGGAGAAAGUGGUGCAUAACGUCAGACGGGACAAAUAAAAUGAAACUGGACUCCGUGUGGAUCCGGUGUCGUAUCGGCCUCUUUUUAAUGGAGCUGGUUGCUGUGUUUGCACUGUUCAGUACAAAAGACCUGGGGAAAUGUG
Nematolebias whitei (Rio pearlfish) is the source of this 281-nucleotide messenger RNA. RefSeq names its product glucoside xylosyltransferase 2. Gene Ontology annotation, biological process: protein O-linked glycosylation via N-acetylgalactosamine. NCBI's taxonomy places the organism in Eukaryota, Metazoa, Chordata, Actinopteri, Cyprinodontiformes, Rivulidae. The record is from RefSeq and is a predicted model, not a curated record. Gene Ontology annotation, molecular function: UDP-xylosyltransferase activity.